This is a messenger RNA of Mollisia scopiformis, 930 nucleotides long. RefSeq lists its product as uncharacterized. The transcript is spliced from 3 exons. The record is from RefSeq and is a predicted model, not a curated record. Lineage: Eukaryota; Fungi; Ascomycota; Leotiomycetes; Helotiales; Mollisiaceae. Bases 1 to 930 code for a protein of 309 amino acids.
AUGCCUUCUCUCAAACAACUGCUUUGCGUUGCACCGGCUCUGUUGGCGGUAGCAUAUAGCCAAGGAGUUAUCCUCAGUGCCCAAGGAACAAAGGGAUCUGUUGCCAGUCUGCCUCUUCAAGUUUCACUGACACAGUCGGAUGCCAACAUCAUCAAUUCACAAGAGAUUGCGGAGAACGCGGUGAAUGAGUGUGGAAGGACUUUACUUGCUGGCAACAUCGACAUUGGGGAGAACACGGAAGAUCAGUUAUUAAACAAGACGGUCACUUCAGUCACCAAGGGCAGCACUGUAUCCGUUACAUUGAACCAAGUGAAUGCGGAUGGCGCUGGUCCUUAUACUUGCGAUCUCGACCCAACUGGCAAUGCGGAUGGUACCUCUGGUCAACUAAACCUCACCAUGACAGAGAAAGAUGCAGGGGAUGGUACUACGACGCUUACUCUUACUAUGCCUAGCGAUCUGGCAUGCAUUGGAUCUUCUGCUGGAAAUGUUUGCACCGUCCGCUGUUUCAACACUGCAGCUGCCGGUCCUUUCGGUGGAUGCUUUGCUGUACAACAGACCGAUACAACUGCCAGCGUCAACCAGGCAGCAACCAUCACCACCGCCCAGACACUCGAGGGCAUUCAAGCUCAGAUUGAGGUCAACCAAAAAGACUUGGGGGCUGCCAUCAAGGCCAACGCAGAAGCUGCAACCACCAGCGAGCAAGGAGUCGAUGCCGUCAACGAAAUUCUUAGCAUCGACAGCACUGCUUCCGCGACAGCUGGAGCCGCGGAGGCAACAAGCGCCGCCAACGCAAAGGCUGCUGGCUCCACAACUUCUGCUACCAGUGCAAAGGCAAGCAAAGCUGCUGCUGCUGCCGCCGCCAAGGCAAAGGGUGCCAAGGAUGGCAACGGGAAGAAUGGACGUCGUGGAGCUAGAGUAUUCAUUUCUUGA